GUCUAUUCCAACUUUGUCGAAUCCAACGACUUUGGAUGUCCAACACAUCAGCCUGGAUUUGGAUCCUGGCGUCAGUUGAAGACAAUGUACGACAACAUCUUACUAACAGUGUCAACGGACUCCGAAAAGGUAUAAUAACAUGAAUAUAUUUUGGAUGACGUCACCAUAAUGUCGGUUACUACUCCGACUGCCUUCCAUGUUACUUCCAAUGAUGUUUUCGGGACAGAGUAUGAUGAGGUCAGACCCAAAUUACAGAUAACCGUGGAGAUAUUCACACUGUCUAUCCUGUGGACGCUCUCAGUGAUGGGAAAUGUUCUCGUGUGCCUUGUUAUCUACAGAAGUCGUAGAAUCCAAUCAACGACCAACUACUUUGUCGUGUCGUUGGCCUGUGCAGAUCUAACGAUGGUUUUGAUUUGUUUUCCAUUUAUCGCAACACGGGUCAUAGCCAAUCAGUGGCUUGUAGGGGAGGCUAUGUGCAAAAUCGUACGUUUUAUCGAGUAUGUCGUUCCGUGUGCCAAUAUGUAUGUGUUCGUAUCGAUAUGUAUCGACCGAUUCUACACUAUCAUCUAUCCGCUCAGUUUCAAAGUGACCAGAGGGACCGCCAAACGCAUGAUCCUCUGUUCGUGGCUCAGCGCAAUAGCGGUGUGCAGCUUCACGUUCUACUUCUUCGACCUGUCUGUCAACACCGUCACGAACAGACACUUCUGCCCGACGUACAUAUACUCCGAGUCUUGGUCAGGGAUAACGUACACCGUGUUCGCGUUUCUCUGUCAGUUCGCCGUCCCGCUGUUGGUGGUGACGGCCGGAUACGGGCAGGUCUCGAAAUAUAUUUGGCGGACUGGGGGCUCCGGCCGACCCAUUCAAAGGACGGCGAACCCAGUCCCGAGAACGAAAGUGAAAAUGGUCAAGAUGCUCAUAGUCGUCACGGGAACCACGGUCCUGAUGUACACCCCGUUCUGGGUUUUCCAACUGUGGUACUGCAUUGCGCAACCGCUGCGCAUCGAUCCGUCUGCUUUCAUAUUUGCCUUGUGGACGAUCUGUGCUACCACUGUGUGCAAGGCCAUCAUGUAUCUGUGCUUCAACUCGAACUUCCGGAGAGGUUGUAAAGAAGUGUUUUGUAUGUCCACGAUGAAGUGCUACAGGAGUAACACGUACGCGAUUACGAAGGCGUCCACGUUGGGGCGCAACAACCACGUGGGCAUCAUGGAAAACAGCAGUGGUUUCUCCAGACACAACCUGGAGUCUCCGUCGUACGUGUUUAACAGGACACCGCACAUGGAAAAAGCUGUGUGGCCGCUUUCGUCGUCCACUCCAACCACCUAUCUGUGAAAUAAGAAUGUACACCCAUCUGUGGAAUAACUAUAAUCUGUAAAUAAGAAUGUACACCCAUCUGCGGAAUAACCAUAAGCGUACGAGGUGGGGAGGAGGGGUCGGGGGGGGGGGGGGGGGGGUCAAGUGUUGAAGCAAAUAAUUAAAUUCGGGCAAAAACGUAAGAAAUAUUCGGGAAAAAUUAGCUGACCUGAAACCGUUUCACCAUGUAUUUCCAUCAUUUUACUCACAAUAUUAGUUAUAAUCCAUGUAAAAAUGUGUAAUGAUUUGUUUGCAAUAAUAUACAGCUGUUUGGCAGUAAUGCUAAUAUGAAAGAAAAGAAAAAUCUAUAUUCGGGUAUUUUCGUUUAAUUCGGGCAAAUAUUAGCCUCUCCCCCUUCCCCCUCCACACACACACCUACAAAAAUGGGAGCUUGUACGCCUAUGGAAAUAACAAUGUACACCCAUUUUUGAAAUAACAUGUAUACCUAUCUGUGGAAUACCAUACAUACAUAUAUGUAAAAUACCAUGUACACAUAUCUGUGAAAUAAUAUACAUCUAUCUGUGAAAUAACAAUGUACAAUCGACACAGGUAGGGUUACAUGUGGCAAAAAACGAAAGGUGUUCAUUCUGUGUGAUAGAAGUCUUAAGAAACAAAUCUAAUCAUUAAUUAAGUUUGCCAUUUCAGAUUUGUACACAGAUCUUGAUU
Gigantopelta aegis is the source of this 2016-nucleotide messenger RNA. Its product is annotated as probable G-protein coupled receptor 19. NCBI's taxonomy places the organism in Eukaryota, Metazoa, Mollusca, Gastropoda, Neomphalida, Peltospiridae. Gene Ontology annotation, biological process: G protein-coupled receptor signaling pathway. The record is from RefSeq and is a predicted model, not a curated record. The coding region runs from base 169 to 1329 and encodes 386 amino acids. Gene Ontology annotation, molecular function: peptide binding; G protein-coupled receptor activity. The transcript has 2 exons. Gene Ontology annotation, cellular component: membrane.